Messenger RNA from Tetrahymena thermophila SB210, 9240 nucleotides. Its product is annotated as adenylate and guanylate cyclase domain protein. NCBI's taxonomy places the organism in Eukaryota, Ciliophora, Oligohymenophorea, Hymenostomatida, Tetrahymenidae. Gene Ontology annotation, biological process: intracellular signal transduction; adenylate cyclase-activating G protein-coupled receptor signaling pathway; cyclic nucleotide biosynthetic process. The record is from RefSeq and is a predicted model, not a curated record. Gene Ontology annotation, molecular function: nucleotide binding; adenylate cyclase activity. The transcript is spliced from 27 exons.
AUGGAAUUAGAAAAUGGCGAAGUUCUUCAACUUUAAGGAUUUAGCAGCGUGAAGGAUAGCAUGAAUAACAAAAUAGGUCUUACCGAAAUAGAAUUGUUUGGAUUCUUUCCCAGAGUGUUGCUGAAGUACAUUAAAAGAAUUGGCACAUGGUUAAUUUUAUUCACUGCUCUCCUUGGGUAUAUUUAUGGGACCGCUAGUUCUUUUUUACUUGAAAAUAUAUACAGUUAUACAUUACAAGAGUUAUUUCAGAUUUACCUUAUCCCUAUGUUUAUUAGCAUCAUUGUAUUUUUUAUGAGAGAAGUUUUCUUUGAAUUUCAAAAGAAAAAAUCAGAAUAUGAUUUAAAUAACUUAUAGUGUAUCAAAUUUAAAAGUUUAAAGAAGACAUAUUAGAAAGUGAAAGCAUUUAAUUCAGAUAUUAUUAAUUAGAUAAGUUAGUUGAAUAGAGAAUAGUAAUAAAUGGUGGUUAGCAAUAACCUAAAUAGCAAUAAUAACAAUGCUAAUUCUAGUAAUUUUAAUACAAAUAAUAUCUAAGCAAAAUCUUAGUUUAUCCCAAUAGACAAUCAGUAGAAUAUUUCAGCUUUGCAAUCAGGUAAAGAGCCGGUUUUAGUUGAAAAGAGGGAGGGUUCACCAGUAAAUGAUCCCUACUUAAUUAAAAAUAAUAAAGUUAAUAACAUUUUAAAUAAUUUGGGAACCAAUAACUUAGAGAAUGUAAAGAUUUUACCAAAAGAAAGCAAUACAGGCUCAAUGUCAUUUGGGAUCAACAACUAAUAGAUUCAAAAUUUUAAUCCCAAUUAAUAGUUAAGCAAUUUUAAUUCAUUUUACUCAGCAAAUGUAAAUGGCACAGUCAACUACUAAAAUCUAUACAGCUAAUAAAACUCAAAUCAAUAGAGCUAUAAUAAUAUCCCCUCUUAACCUCCUUAACUAACAAAAUAUGCAAGUGAAUUAUAAAAGCAGUAGUAAAAUUAGGCUUUGGUAGUAAAGACAAAUUCUAACCAGUAUAUGGCAAGUUAAAAAUAGAUUCAAACAGCAAAUGGCUAAAAUAUCAAUAAUCCGAAUAUUAAAAAAAUUAAGAAUUAAAAAGAUUUGAGUUAAAGUAUAAAUAUAAAUAAUACUGGAGCUUUUAUAGCAAGACGUCCUCAUAAUGCAAGUAAUAGCUAAGCAAACAUUAAUAAAAAGAGGACACUUCAAGACAAAAAAAUUGAAGAAUAGAAUUUGGAGGAAAAACUUUAGAAAUACAACUCAGAAAAAAUAUAAAUUGUGGAGUAAGUGUGCUGGAAAGAUUUACAAUUAGGAGAUAUUGUGAUAUUAAAACGGGGUCAAGUAUCUCCUGCUGAUUUAUUAAUCCUUGAGAGCAAGGGUGGAAAAAUUUCUGUUGAUUGUUAAUUAGUUAAAGGUAUUUGCGACGAAAUUAUAAAAAAGCCAACUAUGGUUACAUCAAUUUCAGAUGGAUCUAAAAUAAAAUAAAGUGUUUUCGAGUAUAGAAAGAUAUUGAAUGGGAAACUAGAGUAUUCGUCUUUAAAAUUAAAGGAUGGCUUUAAGGGAUUUAUAAAACUAUCAAAAGACCCAAAAGGAGAAGAAAUAGAUAAUAAUAACGUCAUUUUUAGAGGAUCAAUUUUAAGGAAUUGCAAAUGGGUUUAUGGGCUUGUAAUUUAUGCUGGUCACGAUUGCAGAAUAUUUAAGCAAUCAAGAGGCAUGACUUCUCUAAGAAAAUCAUUUUUCGCUAGCAAAGCUUAAACAUUUUACACAAUUUCUUUGUUCCAGAUAAUCUUUAAUAUUUUAGUUUCAAUGCUAUUUCUUUAUUUCCAACCCUGUAAUUAUACAAAUAACUAAAAUUAUCAAAUUGAAUAUGUCUAACUAUAUAUAAUAAGCUACUUGAUGGACUAUUUAAAUAUUCUUCCUCCCUUAUUUUAUGCUACAAUAGAUAUUAUUGACAUGAUUAAUGAUAUUUUUUAAUCAUGGAAAUUUUAUAAGUAUAAAAAGCAAAUAAAUUCUUAAAAUAAAGUCUAGCAAUAGCAAAAGCAGUAGUUAUAGUAAUAGUAAUAGUAAUAAUAAUAGUAACAAUAAGAAUAAAAUAACUUAAUUAAUCCUUAGAAUAUAUAAAAUAAAAAUAGUGCUUAAGAAGAAUGUUUGAAUGAUAUAUAACCUGAAGAAAAAUAAUAAAAUUAAUAAAGUGAUGAUAUUUAUAAACUUACAAGAAGUGUUUCUAUUUCUGACAUUUCACUAACAAAUCACGUAUUUUUUGAUAAAACAGGAACUAUAACUGAAGAUAAGUUUGAAGUAAAAUCUAUUUUCAUAAAGGAUUCUUUGUAUUUGCUCCCAGAUCAUGAAAAAUUGAAAAAAGUAUUACCAAAUUAUGAAAAAGAAACUAAUGCUGAAAAAUCAAUUAAAAGUUCAAUUAUUGAGCAAACUAACUUUCCAACAGAAUUAACAGAAGAAAAGAUUGAGUUUAAUGGAGUUAAAGCUUCUUAAGAUAGUACUUCUUUUAAAGCAAGUAUAACAUAUUUGACAUAACAUAGAAAGAAACAUGACAGUGAUGGUAUAUUUGACAAUGAAAAUUUAGAAGAGGAAGAAAAAGAUAUUAUAAAAUCUAAUUUAGCUAUUAGCAAUAGCGAUGAAUAAGAAAAAGAAAUAGAAAUCAAAGGUAAAAGUAGGAACCAAAAUAGAUAGCCUUCAACAUUCUAUUAAAGCAAUGAAGAGAAAUUAAAGAAAGAAAAUUUGAAUAUUCAAGUUGAUCCCACAAUUUACAGUCCUUCUAAUUUGAAAUAAGGUUUGGAGGGCUCUAAUAAUUUCCAUGGUAAAAGAUAAACUAGUCAAACAGAGUCUGACAUGCAUAUCCACACUUCUGAAGAGUAAAUUUUUAUGUAAAACCUUUUUGAUGAAUAUGAUGGCUACUACCACUAAGCUAUACUUUCUCUGAUUUUAUGCCACUAAACUAAUACUGGUAUAGAGAGAAGCUAAGACGCUCAACAAUAAUAAAUAAAAAAGAACUCCCUAUUUAAAAUUGAGAAAGAAAUUAUGAACUUUGCAGAAUGUUUGGGAUAUUAAUUCAAAUGGAACAACUCUAGUAAGGGGUUAUAGCCAACUUUUCACUUAAAAAUAUGCAAAAAAAUUAAAGAUUAUCAUGUGCUUGCUGUGAACGAAUACACUGAAAAGAGAAAAAGAAUGUCAGUCCUUAUCAGAGAUCCUAAUUCUGAUAGUAUUUCAGGUGCAAUUUUAAUUGUCAGAUAAGGAUUAGGCUAGACUUUACCAGAAAAUCUUAAAAAUAACAUAGUAGAGAACGAGAAACUCUCAAAGAUUAAUAGGGUUAUGGAGAGUUAAGGUAUGAGGAGAAUGAUUUACAUGAAAAGGGAGCUCACAGAAGAUUAAUGCAUGGAAUAUGUUUAAAAAUAUGAAAACGCGCAUAAAAACUUAAUUACAAAUGUAGAUCAAAGAGAGGAGAUUUAUAAUUCUAUUGAAAACGAUUUAGAAUUAAUAUGUGUCCUAGGUUUACAAGAAAAAAUAAGGCCAGAUGUUGAACCUCUCAUACAUAGUCUAAAUGUGAGUGGUAUUGGUACCUGGAUGUUGAGUGGAGAUAACUUUGAAAAUAAUUUGGGAGUAGCCUAUCAAAUAGGUUUUGUAGAAAACGAUUAAUAAGUACUUCAUCUUAACUCUGAAGACUCUGAUUUUUUGAAAAUGCAGAUAAGACAGUAAUUAUAGCUUUUUAAAAGUAUUUUUGCAUCGAAAGAAAAGAGUGGAGGCCAUUUUUAGGAAGUGUAAAAUAACAUAAAAUAGCUUAUUAAUAAUAGUAGUAACAACAAUAACAACCACUCUCAAAUAAAUUUGACACAAAAUGGUUAAAACCACAACGGGUAAAAUAUGAAUUCUCCAAAAGAGAAGGAUGAUAAACUAUCAACUCCAAAGAGUCUCAACUAAUCACAGAACUAAUUUUAAAGAGAUGUACAUCAUAAAAAUUCCCUUAUAGAAAAUAGCUCACUUUUCUAAAGUAACUUUCAUAAAAGACAGACAAGAAAGCGCUCAACUUCUGCUUGGAAUUUAGAAAAGAAUCUUCCUCAGUACUCCAUUUUUAUCUCAGGAAAAUCUCUUAUCACUAUUUUUUCAGAUAAUUACCUGAAGGAUCAUUUUAGUUUUUUAUCUUAUUUUGCAAAAUCUGUGAUUGGUUAUGAUUUAACACCUUAAUAAAAAUCGUGGUUUGUUCGUUUGGUAAAAUAAACCUUUCCUGGUAAUUAAAAAACCCUCUCAGUUGGUGAUUCAUAUAAUGAUUGCCAUAUGAUGUAGGAGACUGAUGUAAGCAUUUAAAUAGAAAAUUCCAGAAAGGCUACUAUAUCUGAGUUAGGAGAUAUUAUUGUUAAGGAUUUUAAAACUCUAUCAAGACUUAUAUUCUUGACAUCCAGGUUUUUCUCUGAAGUUUAUGAAGAAUUGUUGCUAUACUGCUUUUAUAGAUCAUUUUUGCUUGCUUACAUGAUUUUAUUUUUCAACUUGAUUGACUGUACAUAUGCAAGUAGUCUAUUUAGUGGCUAUGAUAUAUUAAACUACAAUACUGUAUUUUUUAUCUUCUCCAUCAUCCCAUAUACAUACAAAAAGUAUAGGCUCUUUAAACAUUACUAACAGUUUAAAAAUUAAGACUAAAUUGUUGAAUAAUUCAAGUAUAAUAUAAAAGUUUUUAAGAAAAAGAAGACUAUGCUAUUUUUAUAUAAAGUUGUUGGACAUAGCUUUUUGGAGUCAUUAAUAUUGUUUGUAAUAUGCUAUUUUAAUUUCAAUUUUGGAUCUCAGACGAAUGGAAAGGAUAACAGUUUAAUAGUUCUUAAAAGAUUAGGAUUAAUUAUGAUUACUUUUUGGUCAUAAGUAAAAUUUAACAUAGCAAAUAACCAGUCUUACUUUGAAAUAGUUUGCAGUCAUGUUUUUCAUUUUAUAGGAGUAAUUGUUUAUUUGUCUUUUGGUGCUAUGAUUGAUAAAAAUCCCUCUAAUUUCGUAGAAUUGGGUGAAAUGAUCCAAUCACCUCAAAUGUACAUAACUAUUUUCUCAUUAGCAAUGUUUGCAGUUAUCCUCUAAAUAUUUUUAGAGAACAACAUGUACAUACAAAAAUUCUUUCCUUUUCCAUAUAUCAUAGAUCGUGAAUUGUAUUCUGAAAUCAAAGGAGAAAUGAAUGAACUCAAAUUUAAUCGUCAGACCUACCUUGAAAAAGCUGCAAGGAACAAUAAGCCAGAAAAUGGUCUUGUUUAUUAUAAACUUAUAAUAGAAAACCAUCUUUCAAAAAUUUUAAACUAGAUAUUCAAAGGAUCUAAGCAAGAAAACAUGGAUUAAAUCUUGCAAAAUCUUAUACAAAGCGAAGAAAUUUCUAUUAGUUAGUAAGACAUGAGUAAAGUUUCUCUUAAAUUUAAGAAUAGAGAUUUAGAGAAAAAAUUCUUAGAAAACCUAGUCAAGCAGUGGGAAAAAUUUAAUAUGAGAAGCUAGAUAUCUAUUCUUUUCUUCUUGGAAACUAUACUAACUGUAAUAGGAGUCAUAACUUAUCAAGUCAUUAUGAAACAAGAAACUGAUAAAUUCUAAAAUUUGAUUAUUCCUCAAUCAAUUUCAAUAGUAGUGAUUUUUAUACUUGUUUUAGUUCUCAUAACGAAGAGAAAUAAGCUAUUUUUCUAAAUGAACAUAAGCAUUUUUUUCUUUAGAAUUCUAUUUAAAAUAAUAUAAGAUUUGGUUUCAUUUACUAAUCUAAUGCUAGUUUCUAUCAUCUACUCUUAUAAUAUGAAUUUUGCAAUAAUUGCUAAGCCUCACCUUAUCUGUAUUGGCUCUGUAAUGCAAAAUAUUAUUUUUAUACCCCUAAUGAUUGCUUAGACUAGCUCUUCUUAAAGUGAAUCAAGUGUUAGUAUUUAUGUUCUGAUUUGUGCAGUAAUUUACAUUUUAAAUUUCAUGGUGACUCUGCUCAUUUAGAAAUACACUCUUGAAUAAACUGAGAGAAAUAACUUUUUACAAUUUAGCAAGAUGCAAUAAGAAACAUAAAAAGUAAAUAACGUCUUAUCAAUUCUCCUUCCUAAAUUUGUCAGGGAAAGGAUAAGUGCGGAAUAAUUAAGCAACGAAAAUACUGAGAGCAGAAACUAAAUUUCUGAAGAUUAAGGAGAAGUAGCAGUACUUUUUUUACUUAUUUGUGACUUUGAUGAAAUUUCUUAAAGUGAAAACGAAAAAAUUGUUAUGCUUUUAGACAACCUUUUUAGAUACUUUGACAAUUUAUGUUCAGCUAAUGAUGUAACAAAGAUAGAGACGGUCGGAAAUAGUUAUGUUUGUGCAGCAGGCUUAAAAUCUGUUGAAGAAUAAAAUAGCAGGAAAAAAGCUAAUGCGAUUAAUCCAGUAAGAAGAAUGAUUAAUUUAGCUUUCGAUAUGAAAAACUAUGUCUAAAAUAUUAAAUGGGGCAGCCAAGGAUAAUCUAUGGUUAUUAAAAUUGGUAUUCAUUAUGGAAAGGUCAUGGCAGGUGUAAUUGGUUACCAUAAACCUCAAUUUUCAUUAAUCGGCGAUACAGUAAAUACUACAAGUAGAGUAAUGUCUACAGGAGAAAAUGGUAAAAUUACACUCUCAAAAUAAGCCUUUGAUUAAAUUAAUUAGUUCCUUCAAGAAUAAGGAUAUAGUUACUAACAAAAAAAUGUUGAAGCUAAGGGCAAAGGCGUUUUAGAAACAUUUUAAAUAUUUUAAAAUAAAAAAAAUUAAAUAAAAUAAGACAAGAGGAGAACACUAAAAACAACACUUUACCAAACUUUUAAAAAAUAAACUCAAUAUGAUAAGGGUAAAAAAUCAACAAUUAGACAAAAUCCAAACUCUCCCUUUAGAAAUAAUUCGAGAACUAAAUAAUAUAAGAAAAAUACAUCUAACAUUCCAUCUCCAGAAAAAAAUGAAGAAAAAUUAAUUACAUUAAAGUAGAAUUCUCUUCCAUUUAAUAGUAGUGACGGAGUAAGAUCCAAAAAUCAAAGCACAGCAGCUACUCAUGGUCCUUAAAGCGAUAGCAAUUAAACUAUAAAUGAUGAUAAAUAGCAAUAGCAAUAGAUUGUUAAAAAGAAUACAUUAAAUGAAAUAGAAGAAGAAACUUCAAAAGUCUCCAUGAAGGAUCUUGAUUCUAAUUAAAAAAUUGAUAAAUCUCUAAAUUUCAAUUAAAUGUAUAAAAAACUCCAAAUAGACCCUUCUAUAAUUAAUAGUGGAUUUGCCCCUAUUCAGGAAGAAUUAUAUAUACCACUUUAAAAUAGUAACCAAAAUAAUGCUAAAUUUACAACAGAUGCAGAUAAUAAUGAAGAUGAAGACAUUGAAAAUUUCAAAAAGAACUCAAAUGAUCAAAUUUAAAAUGAUGAAGUUGUAAGUGUUAAUAAAGUUAAUGGCAAAACGCAAAACGAAAAAACAGAAAAUAGUUAUCUAUUAAAAUUUAACGAAGAAGAUCCUAUUUCGAAAAUUUAAGAUAUAGAACCGAAUGGCUUGCUAGAUCCAAACACAUUUUAAAAUAACUAUGGUAGAAGAAGAAUGCAAAGGAAAAUUACAAGACUGAUGAAUGAUCAUUCUCCUCAUUAAAUUUAACAUUCAAAUUCUGUAGAAAAAAAUAUUGAUUAACUACUUAAACCAGAAAGUAAAACUAACAUAGAGCGUCAUUCAGCUACUCGUUUUGUACAAAGAAAUUCGAUUAGAGGUUUAAAUAUAAAAAGUGCUUUAAAUUCAUAAAGAUCAAAAGAGUCAAAAGUAGAAAUAGGAAGCGAAGUCUUCCCAUCAAUCCAUAAUAACUUAAAUUAAUCUGCGCAGCAAUUAGUUAUUUAAUGCAACUUAUCUUAUAAGUAAAAUGAUGAAAUACAAGAUGAAUAUAUAGAAAAUGAUAGGUUAUUUGACUUAUAUGAUUUUGAAGAAGAAAAAUAAACUCAGGAAAAUCUCAUUUCAUUUAAGAAGAAAUUUUUCAUCCCAUACCUAGACUCAAAGAAUCCUUAUGUUUUACAGUUUAGCUCAUAAAUUCAUAAAGACUAGAUAUAGUAUAGACAAAAUAGAAUCACUUGCUUAUUUUUGUCUUACAGUAUAAAAACUAUUUUACAACUAUUUAAUUUAGCUAUUUUCAAUAAUUUUGCUGUAGUGCUAAGCUUUAGAGGACUGUUUAUUUCAUUAUUGUUUUUAUACUAUAUUGUAAAAAAUAAAUACUUUCAAGAUAAUACCUUACUCUUCAGAAAAUAUGUUUACGUGCUAUAUAUAGUUGGAAUUAUCAGUGUUAUUUUUGAGUCAUCUUCUUUCCACUUUAAUGGAUUAGAAUAAAAUCUAAUAGAAUAGAUUUGGUAGCUACAAGCUGCAGAAAGUUUCUUUUUACUAAUAACCUUAGCUUCUUUAAAUAACCAAAGGUUUGAGAUAAAUUUAUUUUUUUACAUAAUAUUGCUUAUAAGCUGGAUAAUCUUAGCUAACGAAAGUAACAUAGUCAUUUAUGUCAUCUACUUUUUUAUAUAUGGGGGUGUAGCUCAUGGAAUUUUUAAUUACAUUCUUCUUGGACUUUAAAUUAAUAACUUCAAUACCUACUAAAUACUCAAAAGAAAAAAUAACCAACAAGCUUCCUUACUUAAUAAUUUACUUCCUCUUCAUAUUUUGGAUAAGUUCUUAAACAAUCGUUAAGCAGAAAGAAUGUCAUUAACUGAUUAGAUAGAUAAUGUGACUAUAUUAUUUGCAGAUAUUUCUCAAUUCACAAAGUAUUCUAGUCAGGUUCAACCAGAACAAGUGGUUAAAAUGCUUAGAAGCUUAUUCUACGAAUUCGAUAGAAGUGUUUAGUAUCUAAAUUUAUUUAAGUUAUACACAAUAGGAGAUUGCUAUGUUGUACUAAGCUUCAAUGAUAUCAACAAAAGAAAUAUUGUAGAAGAGGCUAAAAAUGUUAUUUACAUGGGACUUGAAAUGAUAAGAAUUAUAAGGAAUGUUAGAUCAAUAAUUAAUUUUGAAGAAUUAGAUAUGCGUAUAGGUGUUCACACUGGUAGAAUUAUUGGUGGUGUUAUUGGUACUGAUAUAGUUAGGUAUGAUGUAUAUGGUAGUGAUGUCACUAUAGCAAAUAAAAUGGAAAGUAAUGGAGAAAGAGGAAAAAUUUUAAUAAGCCAAGUUACUUAUGAUCUACUUGCAAAUAGUUAAUAUUAAAAUCUCUUUAAUUUCACUAAAAAAGAAGAAGAUGUAUACAUAAAGACUCUAAAUAGAUAUGUGCCUGCAUACUUCGCAGAACUUAAUUAGCAAGCUCAAGAUUCUUCUGAAAUUUUAGAAUAAAGUUGA